Molecule: messenger RNA, 669 nt
Organism: Symbiodinium sp. CCMP2456
Lineage: Eukaryota; Dinophyceae; Suessiales; Symbiodiniaceae
Source: the annotation of a GenBank genome assembly
AUGCCGGUCUAUAACGAGAUGGCGACGAUCCGUGAGAUCAUCGCCCGCGUCCGCGAUCAAGCGCGGCACGACGAGGUCCUGAUCGUUGACGAUUGCAGCACCGAUGGCACGCGCGAUGUGCUGAUUGAGUUGGACCGCGAGUGCGACGACGUGCGUGUCGUCCUGCACGGUUACAACAAGGGCAAGGGCGCGGCGCUGCGGACGGCGCUGUCGCAUGCGCGAGGCGAUAUCGUCCUGGUUCAAGACGCCGAUCUUGAGUACGACCCCGCCGACUACGCCAAGCUGAUCGAGCCUAUCCAACGGGGCGAGGCCGACGUGGUCUAUGGCUCGCGGUUCCUCGUGAACGCCGAGCAGGACCCGUCGCGGAUGCACCGGUUUGGCAACUGGAUGCUCACCGCCGCGUCAAACCUGACGACGGGGCUCCACCUGACGGACAUGGAGACCUGUUACAAGGCGAUGCGCCGAGACGCGCUGCGCGGCGUUCUCAUCCGCGAGAACCGCUUCGGCUUCGAACCCGAGAUCACCGCGAAGCUCGCCCGCCGCGGCUGCCGAUUCAAAGAGGUCCCGAUCGCCUACAACAGCCGCGGGUGGGAAGAGGGGAAGAAGAUCGGCCCGCGCGACGCCUUCCGGGCGCUGUGGUGCAUUGGACGCUACGCGUUUUGGGAUUGA